AUGGCUUCAGACAUACUGGGUUGUGGUCUAGAGCAGACGAUAUCAAACAAAGUCUACAAUGAUCCUCAACAUGGCUGGUUUGCUGGUUUUCGAGAGUCCGCCCCUCCCACCUAUGCUAUCCGCAAAGUUUUCCAUUCCAUUAUGGAGGAGGGACCGUUUGAUAGUGAGCAGUUGGAGCUCCAAUGGUGGGAUCAGCUUCCAUCGGUCCCGGCUGUAACCAGUUUACUUCUCCGGCAACAGAACCGCCGGAGAUGGAAGCCGGGCUCGCUGGCACAUAUGUUCGCGCGUUUUCCCAGACUCCAGGAAGUCCACUACGAGCCCUGGAGGGAAUGGGACAUGCUACAGGGCUAUACAGAUAGAAGUGAGUAUUGUUGCAUACUAUCUAUCCCACGACUCAACCAUAAUCUCAAGAGACUUGUGGUCUUCGAGAAUUUCAAUCAACAGUAUCCGGCUAUCAUGCAGCGAUUCCAGUUUGGGGAGGAAUUAAGCGGCUGUGACAGUAUCCGCAACCCAGCCUCAGCUGUAAGUCGGAUGGUUGCACUCGCCAGCCUCAAGCUUGAGCAUCUCGCAGCAUCCUUCAUCGUAGAUGCUAGCCAUUUCUUUGAGAUCGAACCCUCUUGGCAGUGGCCAAAUCUAACCUCGAUUGCGCUUACCUCAACCCUACUUACGCCCGACAAGGAUCCCGUUGAGAUUGGAGUUAUGCUUCAGGCAGCGGCGGCAGCGGCCAGAAAGAUGCCACAACUGGAAACAAUGGAGAUUUGGAACGGGAGACAGGGGUUGGCGGCGCUCUUCAAGUAUCAGGUGUUCCACGAUAUACAGGAAGCUACAAUCACUUGGAGAGGUACAUGGGAAUUGACUAUGGAAUCAUCGAUAAUCCGGGCUUGGGAAGCCGUUAUAUCUCGGUAUGAUGGUUACAGACUCAAUCUGGUUCAGGAACGGCUGGAUGAAGCUGCUAUCAAGUCUCACGGUGAUGCAAUUCUCUGUCUCAUGCUUUCAAGCCAGGUCAUUCGGUCUAUCUCGUUGCAGCAGAUUCAGAUGGAACAGAGAUUUCUAGAGGGCGUGCCGACCUGA
This is a messenger RNA of Capronia coronata CBS 617.96, 1071 nucleotides long. RefSeq lists its product as uncharacterized. Lineage: Eukaryota; Fungi; Ascomycota; Eurotiomycetes; Chaetothyriales; Herpotrichiellaceae. Bases 1 to 1071 code for a protein of 356 amino acids. The record is from RefSeq and is a predicted model, not a curated record. The transcript has 2 exons.